CUGGUUGUCCACAGCCGGGGACUCCGUCGCCCUGGGUCAGCUCUAGUCGCGAUGGGGAAGGCGGAGGUCGGCCUGGUGCGACGGGGAGCGUGCGCUUCAUCUACCUUGUUUCUGUUAGUUUGAACACAGCACUGAGAAAUCAGAAGUGGUGUAUUUGGGAUUGUGAACAUUCAGAAUGCAACCAGACAUGUCCUUGGAUGAUAUUAAGAUGAAAUCCAGUGACCUUCUGCAGAAAGAAGAUCUAGACAGUGGAGGCUUUGGGAAGGUGUCCUUAUGUUACCAUAGUACCCAUGGAUUUGUGAUCCUGAAGAAGGUGUACACUGGGCCCAACCGUGAUGAGUACAACCACGCCCUCCUGGAAGAGGGGAAGAUGAUGCACAAACUGAAUCACAUUCGAGUAGUGAAGCUGCUGGGCAUCAUUAUAGAAGAAGGGAACUACUCUCUGGUGAUGGAAUACAUGGAGAAGGGCAACCUGAUGCAUGUGCUGAAAGCCCAGGUCCGUAUCCCACUUUCUCUAAAAGGAAGGAUAAUUAUGGAGACCAUUGAAGGAAUGAGCUACUUACAUGGAAAAGGUGUGAUACACAAAGAUCUGAAGCCUGAAAAUAUCCUUGUUGACUGUGACUUUCACAUUAAGAUAGCUGAUCUCGGUGUUGCUUCCUUUAAGACCUGGAGCAGGUUGACUAGAGAGGAACACAAUGAACAGAGGGAAGUGAAAAAUGGUGGCACCCUCUACUACAUGGCCCCUGAGCACCUGAAUGACAUCAACACAAAGCCCACGGAGAAGUCAGAUGUGUACAGCUUUGGCAUCGUUCUUUGGGCAAUAUUUGCAAAUAAAGAGCCAUAUGAAAAUGCCAUCUGUGCAGAGCAGCUGUUAACAUGUAUAAAAUUUGGGAACAGGCCAGAUGUGGAUGACAUCAUUGAGUACUGCCCCAAGGAGAUCAUGAGCCUUAUGGAGCUCUGCUGGAAGGCAGACCCAGAAGGGCGGCCAACAUUUCCUGGUAUUGAAGAAAUAUUUAGACCUUUGUAUGACUGUCAGUUGAAAGGAAACAUAGAAGCAGAUGUAGAAAGUUUAAAGAAAGAAUAUCCAGACCAAAAUUUACUUUUGAAGAGAAUGCAGUCUCUCCAAAUUGAUUCUGUUGCAUUACCACCAAGCAGAUCAAAUUCAGAACAGCCUGGUUCACUGCAUAGUUCUCAGGGACUAGAGAUGGGUCCUGUGGAGGAGUCCUGGUUCUCUUCUUCUCUAGAGCUCCCACAAGAAGACACUGAGCCCAACCUGCAGCGAAAACUCCAGGAAGAGGCCAGCUAUCAUAUCUUUGGCAACCGUAUGGACAAACAGACAAAACUACAACCCAGACAGAAUGUUCCUUGUAACAGAGAAGAGGAAAAGAAACGAAGGGUCUCCCAUGACCCUUUUGCACAUCAGAGAUCUUCAGGGAAUGUGCCGAGCACAGGUGUAAAAGGUCUUGCUCAUCUCAGUGCAACCAGUCAUGGUAAUGCCAUACACCAAUGGACAGGGCUCACCAGCCAACCCCAGGAACUAUAUUGGAACAGUGAGUUACAUAAUUUACCUGGGAUUGGAACACAAGUUUUUGAUCCAGGAGCAGCAGCUGCAGGAGUUUGGUAUGGGCCAAAUCCAAGCCAAAUGCAUAAUCUGAAUAUAACUCCAGUGCCUGAGACAAAUAUCUUAGGAAGCACACCCACCAUUCCAUAUUGCCCCAUGCCACCAACAGAUGAGUCCAUAAAAUAUACAAUAUUCAACAGCAGUGGCAUUCAGAUUGGAAACUGUAAUUAUAUGGAGAUUGGUGGCGUGAGUUCAAAAUUUCUAGACAGCACAGGUACUGACUAUAAAGAAGAAUUAGAUUCCAAGUACCAAGAUAUCUUUGGUGAUACUAGAAGUCUGACUGAUGAACACCUGAACCCAGUCAGGGCCCACCUGGGAAAGCAGUGGAAAACCUGUGCCCGGAUUCUAGGCUUCGCUGAGUCUCAGAUUGAUGAAAUUGACCAUGACUAUGAGCGAGAUGGACUAAGAGAAAAAGUCUACCAGAUGCUCCAGAAGUGGCUGAUGAGGGAAGGCAAUAAGAGAGCCACAGUGGGAAAGCUGGCAUGGGCACUUUAUCAUUGUUCUAGAAGAGACCUUCUGAAUUGCUUGAUACAGGUCAACUAAAAUUACCCCUGGAGGGGCUUUGGUAACAUGAAACACCUUCCUUUCUUAGUAGCUAACCCACUGAGAAUCAUGCUGCCCAUAAUGUUCAGAAUUCUUUCCACGGAACAUUCUGUGUCUUCAGACAUAUCUCGUACAUUUUGGAGCUGAAGAACGAGAAGUCUACAGCUAGCAACCUACUUUCAGGAAAAGUAUAAGAAAAAUCUUUUAAUGAUGCAGACCAAUU
Dipodomys spectabilis (banner-tailed kangaroo rat) is the source of this 2387-nucleotide messenger RNA. It is a transcript of the gene Ripk1, whose product is annotated as receptor interacting serine/threonine kinase 1. The record is from RefSeq and is a predicted model, not a curated record. The coding region runs from base 176 to 2164 and encodes 662 amino acids. Gene Ontology annotation, molecular function: protein binding; ATP binding; JUN kinase kinase kinase activity. NCBI's taxonomy places the organism in Eukaryota, Metazoa, Chordata, Mammalia, Rodentia, Heteromyidae. The transcript has 11 exons. Gene Ontology annotation, biological process: protein phosphorylation; signal transduction.